AUGCUCGCUCCUACUAUGAUCCGCUCUGCUGCUCUCGCUACUGCCAAGCCCAUGGCUAUUCGUCCUGCUGCAAGCCGUCUUUAUUCCACAGUGAUUACAUCGGUGCCCAAGGCUGAUUACCUUGACAGAGAAGUUGGUCAACAUCCUCAAGCCAUGCCUUUGACAAAUACCACCGUUUACGCAGCUCAAGGUGAAGCUGUUACCUCCACUUCUUCAGAACCUGUGUUCUCGACACCAUCCUUUAGCCCUACCGUCAACGUCGUCUUUGAUGAUUAA
Messenger RNA from Lichtheimia ornata, 276 nucleotides. RefSeq lists its product as uncharacterized. The record is from RefSeq and is a predicted model, not a curated record. Bases 1 to 276 code for a protein of 91 amino acids. The transcript has a single exon. NCBI's taxonomy places the organism in Eukaryota, Fungi, Mucoromycota, Mucoromycetes, Mucorales, Lichtheimiaceae.